Molecule: messenger RNA, 5059 nt
Organism: Engraulis encrasicolus (European anchovy)
Lineage: Eukaryota; Metazoa; Chordata; Actinopteri; Clupeiformes; Engraulidae
Gene: sema4c
Product: sema domain, immunoglobulin domain (Ig), transmembrane domain (TM) and short cytoplasmic domain, (semaphorin) 4C
Exons: 17
Coding region: 730-3324 (864 amino acids)
Biological process (GO): semaphorin-plexin signaling pathway; axon guidance; negative chemotaxis
Cellular component (GO): plasma membrane; synaptic vesicle membrane
Molecular function (GO): chemorepellent activity; semaphorin receptor binding
Source: RefSeq, a predicted model, not a curated record
CUCACUGCAGUGUAACGAAAGUAGUGGUCUACAUUUCAUAGGCUCUCCAGCGCCACGCCAAGCUAGUGUGCUAUCCUGUAGCUUUUAAUUUUGCGUAGAAUCAUUCUAACGCACCCGGACCUUGGAGAUACUGGACGCAUGCGAAUUUAAGAGUCAUUCCUAAUCAUAUGUAGGUUACUGGUACCGAUACAUACGCGCUCUCCAGCGGCAAAACCUUGCGAGGGGAGUGAACUGCGAGAGUUCUGCUAUGUAAACUGACACCAGCAUCUUUCCCGUUUUCGUGUUGUUUUGAAAGAAAACAUGGGGAGACAAAAACGCGGCGACUAAAUGGUUUUUUUUACGAAAAUGUGGAAAUUCUGAUCCGUGAAGAUUUUAUUCCAUCUUGGACUUAAAACCACUCGACGAAAGACGUUCCGAUAUCCCCCUGCUUCACGGACUCUGUUGUGCUCAGACUUGACAAGCUGAAUAUUACGUUGUUAUAACUGCGAGGGAGCACCAUCGCGGAUAAUAGCCUAUAUAAAUAAAGGGUGGUACCCAUGCCGUUGCCGCUGCUGCCGUUGCCGCUGCCGACAGUCUGAGGGCGUUUGAAUUAGCUCGGCGUGGGAGGGAAGGCUUCCAUAGUGGGGGUCUCGUCGACCAUUAGCUGUACCUAACCACCGUCAUCGCCCACUUCCUCCAAUCAGAAGAGCCGAAACACCAACCGAGCGAGAGCGGGGACUGACUGGAGACAUGGGCGGGGCUAAAGUCCUGCUCCUGAUGCUCGUCAUUGGCUGGGACAAGACGACGUGUGUCAACUGGAAUCCAAUCCCGCGCAAGACCGUCCGGAAUGGCGAAGUGUCUGACAGCAUGGCUCGCUUCCACGCUGCGGGAGUCUGCAACUACAGCAUCUUGACUCUGUCGGAGGGCGACCGGGUGUUGUACGUCGGAGCCAGAGAGGCACUCUUUGCCCUGGACCCCAACGAUAUCAGCAGGCAACUCAGGCCCCAGAUUGAGUGGCCAGCCCCUGUGGACAAGAAGAAAGAGUGUGCAUCAAAGGGAAAAAACAACCAGACCGAGUGCUUCAACUACAUCCGGCUGCUCCAGACCUACAACCACACGCUGCUGUACACCUGUGGCACGUAUGCCUUCCAGCCCAAGUGUGCUUUCAUUAAUGCUGACCACUUCAGUCUCAGUACGGCCCCUCUCGAUGACGGCAAAGGGAAGUGUCCAUACGACCCAGCGAAAAGCUACACCGGCCUCAUUGUCGAUAAGGAACUGUACUCGGCGACCUUCAACAACUUCCUGGGUACCGACCCCGUCAUCCUCCGCAACCUGGGCUCUCAGCACUACAGUAUGAAGAGUGAGCCCACCUGGCUGGGCGAGCCUGAGUUUGUGGGCUCGGCGGUGGUGCGGGAGAGCCGGAGCAGCAGCGAUGGCGAUGACGAUAAAAUCUACUUCUUCUUCAGCGAGCGCGCCGUCGAUACGGACUGCGACCCGGAGCACACUGUGGCUCGAGUCGCCCGCGUCUGCAAAGGAGACAUGGGCGGCACCUUGACCUUGCAGAAGAAGUGGACGACCUUCCAAAAGGCUCACCUGGUGUGCUCGGUGCCCGACCGCCAUGUCAACUUCAACAAACUGCGGGCAGUCUUCACCCUGCCCGGCCGAGACUGGAGGGGCACCAGCUUCUUUGGCCUCUUUCAUGCGCAGUGGGGCGAUGUGGAUGUGUCUGCCGUGUGUCAGUACCAGAUUGAGGAUAUGAAGAAGGUUUUCAACGGCCCUUAUAAGGAAUUCCAGCAGGUUUCUGGGCGCUGGACACGAUACCGAGGCUCCGUGCCCAGCCCCCGGCCAGGAGCUUGCAUCACCAAUUGGCACCGGGAGAACAACUACAACAGCACGCUGCUGCUGCCCGACACCACGCUGAACUUCGCCAAGAGCCACCCGCUGAUGGAGGACCCGCUGGAGGCCCAGCCGCUGCUGCUCACCAAGGGCAAGAACUUCACCCGCCUGGCCGUGGACCGCGCCAGUGCCCUGGACGGACGCCAGUACAACGUGCUCUUCAUCGGCACCGCGGAUGGAUGGCUUCAAAGGGUGGUAAUCCUGCUCGGCGAGGCCCACGUGAUCGAGGAGAUCCAGCUGUUUGAGUCCCCACAGCCCGUGGACAGCCUGGCCAUAUCCCACUCCAAGAAGUAUUUGUACAUCGGCUCCAGCUCUGCGGUUCUCCAGCUGCCCCUGGCCAACUGCAGUCGCUACCACUCGCAGCCCGACUGCCUGCUGUCCAGGGACCCGUACUGUGCCUGGGACAGCGAGGGACGGGCCUGCGUCCGCAUCGACCUCCACCGCGGGUCCACUGGCACGCUGACACAGGACCUCAUGCUGGAAAGAUUCAGCCGAGGCAAGACCAAGUUUGACAAGCCCGUCUCCAUCCCCAGCCCGGAGCACUCCAGGCUGAGGAACGUGACUGUAGUUGUGGGCUCCGACCUGGUGCUCCCAUGCCACCUGGUGUCUAACCUGGCCCAGCCCUCCUGGUUCCUCAACGACCGCGAGCUCCUGCUGGGUAACGAAGGCGGCUCGGCAGCCCGCUUCGACCGCGCCCUGAAGGCCCUGGUGGUGCCCGAGGCCGGCUCGCACCAGGCUGGCCGCUACGUCUGCUACUCGGAGGAGCAGGGCGUCAGGUUCCAGACGGAGCGCUACCAGGUGACGGUGGUGGCCAGCCUGCCUGUGUUCAUGGAGGCACGGGCCCCGGACGGCAGCAUGGGUCUCUUCUGGGUGCUGGUGAUCACGCUGGGCGUGGCGUGCCUGCUGUUGCUCAUCGUGGCGUUGUACCUGCGGCGCCGCCUCAAGCUGGCGCUGGGCAAGGGCGCGGAGAUGAAGCCGCUGGAGAGCACGCUGGUCUACCCCAUCACGCUACCCAAGGAGCCGCCCACCUUCGUGCCCAGCAAGAUGCCCAACGACGAGGACCGCUUCUGGGAGACGGGCGCCAACUACUACUACUCGGACGGCUCCCUGAAGAUCGUGCCCGGCCACGCCAUGUGCCCGGCGGCCAGCUCGUCGUCCCCCAGCACCAUCCCGGGCCAGCCCAUCCACUCGCCCAGCCGUCUCAGCCUGACCAGCAUCCGCAACUCGGGCACCAACGGCUACAUCCGGCUCAACCUGAGCACGACCGCCGAGGAGAGGAGCAACGGCGGCGGAGGUGCGCUCAGCAGCGGCGGGGGGGUUGGGGGGCUGGGUGGGGCUCUCAGCGGAGGAGGUAACGACUACUCCAGCCCCUUCAGGGAGGAGCUGCGCAGGACCCUCCAGCAGAGGAGCGUGCUUCCUGACGCCAACCCGGAGGAGUCCUCCGUCUAAAAGGUGACUCGUUGCUUGGAGCCAGCCGAGUGGUCGGAUGGUCAAAACGGAUUGACGGAUGGACGGAUGGACUUAGCCCAGCAAAGUGACCUACCUCCCUCCUGGAUGGAGACUUCCUUCCUCCCUCCUCUCUCUUAUUCACUCACUCACUCACUUCCCUCUCUCUCUGUCUCUCACUCGCUCUCUCGCACUCAAUCAAUCUCAAGACUGGACCUUGCCUCCUUUCCCCUUCUCUCUCUCUCUCUCUCUCUCUCUCUCUCUCUCUCCUUCUCUGCCAAUGCUUGUUCAGCUCAACGUGACUUUUCUUGGCAAAACUUCACCGUGCUGUCCCCACAGGCAGUGCUCCAAAAGCCUGUUUUCAGUCUCUCUCUCUCGCUCCUUCUGUCUACAUUACACAGACUACAGACUUACAGCUCCAUUAAGGCCUGCCUUUCCCUCUCUUUCUCUCUCUCUCUCUCUCUCUCUCUCUCUCUCUCUCUCUCCUAAAAGCGUCACGUUGCCACCUUCCGUCGUGACCCUUCGUGCAAUGUUUUUCAACGUAGUGUAAAUUCUGUAUCUUUGAAAAAAACAACAACACUGCAAGUGGCAACCUGUGAAAUUGCACCUUGAGCAUGUCACAUCCGGUUUAGUGUGAAACGGCACUUGUGAAGACUGAAUUAAAAAAUACAUUGAGCCAACCAGACAGCCGGACUUUGACCAGGAGCAAAUUUGUUUUUUGCUCUAGCAAGCUGCGAGAAACACUAUUGGACAGGCUCGUUUUUUCUUUUCUUUUUUUUUCUUGCAGGAGCAGGAGGUCUGGUGAUGAAUUUUGCUUGCUGCACUCUCACCGUCAUUGAAGUCACCAUUUCGUUUGCCUUUUAGUGAGCAGAGAGUGGGAGCUACUAGAUGAAGCGUGGAGGGGAAAAACUGAAACUAAGCAAGACGACAAUCACGCGCGUCACGUCUCCUCUAGGGCAGGCCUGGCGAGGGGCUGCACAGAAUAUAGAGAGAGGAAGAAGGAAAAAAACAAACGCAUAAAAAAACAAGUGAGCUGAGGAAGGAAAGUGUAAUAAAGACUUGCAAAUGAAGGACUAAAAAGUUCAGACUUUUCUCAAAAAGCUCAUUUAAACCCUUUUUUCUCCCUUCGUUGUGUUUUUCCCCUGAGAAUGUUUUUUCAGCCCCUCAGCACUAAUAUAUUGUGAUGUAAAUUUAAAUAUUUCUAUGUUUCAUUUUUUGUAUUUUCUUCGGAAGAAUGGACACAAGAGCUGAUGACCAGUUUCAGCUGAGUGGAACUGCCCUGUCUGUGUAUAAUGAGAGUCAAUUAGAAUGUGAAAGGAAUAGUUAUUCCCAUCUCGCCUCUUCUUAUCUCAGCAAGUGAGAGCCAUUUUCACUUGCAUGGAAAUGAAGCCGGAGGACAGCGCAAAAAAAAAUUAAACUGGCUGCAAGGACAGACAGCCCUGUUUUUGAAAUGUUAUAUGAAGACGACUGCAUUGGAUGUCUUAACAAGUGCAUUAUUGUUUGCAUUUUUAUGUGUGUGGGAGGGGGUGAUGGGUAGGACUGCCAAAAAAAGGAAGGAUGAAUGGUGAUGCAAACGAACGAGCCCUGCCGUGACACCCUUGUAUGCCAAAUUGUAUGUAGGUGGGGUGAUGUAAUGUGUCCUGGAGCAUCCAACGGAAAUAUUCUGGGACUCUGUAUCCCCCCGUGUUCCCUGGCCUCAUGAAUGCCAAGUGUAGGAUGGAUGGUGGAAGGAAGGAGG